AUGAAUAAUAGAAGGAUAGCCAUUUUUGGAACUUGUUGGUGGGGUUUUGGUGUAAUGGGUUGCACACCAUCGAAGCAAACUGUAUGCCGGAACUGCAAUUCUCAAUGUUCUCCGGUGCGGAGGAGCUAUUCGUCAGACGUUCACCGUUCUUCUACUUCUACACACGACGGCGACCACCGCCACAUCGUAGCACUCACCUCCACCACCCUUGGUUACCUUCAACUCGAUUCAUCUAAACCCAAUCAGGUACGCCAUGAUCCAGUACUUGCUCAGAUUUUUCAAGAACCGGUUCGAGAAAAUCUUCCGGAGAAGAAAAGCAAGGAGUUUGCAGUUGGAGUCAUCGAGGCCAAAACAUGGUCUAAGAUGAUCAAUGAAAAGAUCACGAAAACUACUCCAACAACACCCAUUAGAACCCCUCCUGGUGAGCCAGAAACGAUCAAUACGUGGGAAUUGAUGGAGGGUUUGGAUGAUUCAAGCCCUCUCCGACCACCAUCCACGGUGGAUUUGGAUCACAUCCGUCGAUUCUCCUACAUCGUUAAUUCCAACUCUAUUCCGCAAGAAAAAGAUCGAGAUGUUGAAGUAUUGUGCAAACCAUUAUGGCUACAAAUCAAAGAGAAGAACCAUUCGGAUUCAAAUUCAAACUCGAACAACACAUCUAUUGCAUCAUAUCUUGAUCCAAACCAAAAGCCAUUAAUCAGCGAAAGGCAACAGUCAUCGGAAGGUAACUUUCUUGAUGUUGUGAGGAGAUCGUUACAAGAUGGAAAAACCGAAAUUAUGUCUGGUCAAACUCAAAAAGACAAAUUGAUAUUAUACUUCACAAGCUUAAGGGGUGUUAGAAAGACCUACGAGGAUUGCUGCCAUGUUCGAGUCAUUCUGAAGAGUUCUGGUGCUCGAGUUGACGAACGAGAUGUAUCCAUGCAUUCGGGUUUCAAGGAGGAACUCAAGGAGUUGUUGGGUGAUCGAUUUGGUGGUGGUGGGGGGUUGCCGAAGGUGUUCGUUGGGAAGAAAUACAUCGGUGGUGCUGAGGAAAUUAGGCAAUUGCAUGAUGAGUUUCAACUAGAUAAGGUGUUAGAAGAUUGUGAAAUGGUGGAUGAGGGUGGUGGUGGUGGUGGUUGUGGUGGUGGAGGAAGAUGUGAGGCUUGUGGAGAUGUCAGAUUUUUACCAUGUGAGACGUGUUCUGGAAGCUGUAAGAUUUACUACGAAGUUGAUUCUGAUGAAGGUGAAAAAGAAGAAGAAAAUGAUUAUGGGUUUCAAAGAUGUCCCGAUUGCAAUGAAAACGGACUCGUAAGAGCCAUUAAACUGAUUUCUCAGGUUCGAGCUUUUCUAUUCUUGAAGAUAUGCUUUUUUAGCUUUCCCAGGUCGUGGGAUGGCAGGAUGUUGAAAUAAAAUACCUAACAGAUAAGACCAUAUGAAAAUCCGUAGCUAGAGAUCGACUUAUGGUGCAGGGGUAAAAUUGUCAUUUAGCAUAUGUAAACUGUGUACUAGCAGCUAGGCAUGAAGACCAUGCAUAGUGCUUGUCUUAUGUACUCCUCCAUGAUUGCAAGAAAGGAUUGUAGAAGCAGAGUAGCAUCGCGUGGAAAGGUGAGAUUAGAAAGAUCAUUGUUUUGGGAACGUGGGUUUAAUUUGUUCCUGCCAAUAGGCAAAACUAACCUUUGAACAUGAAUGUGAUAGUUUUGGUUUUGGAACAUUGUUUAUUUGGAUAAAAGGUUUGUGUGUAGAAAAUUUUCAUUCAUAUGUUCCAAACUUUAGUUUUUUUUUUGUAUUCGGUCAUCUUCUCUAUAAUUUAUGUAUUUU
Molecule: messenger RNA, 1794 nt
Organism: Lactuca saligna
Lineage: Eukaryota; Viridiplantae; Streptophyta; Magnoliopsida; Asterales; Asteraceae
Source: the annotation of a GenBank genome assembly